CAAACCAGCACAUGACUGGCUAAAUAAGACUACAACAGCAGGCUAGCUAGCUGGUUUAUUAUUUCUAGUUAGAAAUCUAAUAAUCCGCCGCGUUGCCCUUGAAAUUGGCACUUUGUCAUUGUCCGGCUAGAGAAAAUAUUGUUGUAAAGGCACUUAAUAAAAUGAGAAUGUGCAGUGUUGUUGUGAUGCUUAUUUCGAGUCUAUUCAUCGGUGUGUUGGGAAGCAGGUAUUCCAAAGAAAUGAAUGAGCCCAAGCCUUCUGGUAAGAGCCCAGUGGAAUUCAGAAUUGCGAAAUUGAAUCAAGUUUGGGAAAAAGCUAUCAGGAUGCAGCUGCCCCCGGUGAGGCAGUCGGAGCUGCACAGCGACCUGAAGAUCCAGGAGAAGGACGAGCUGCAGUGGAAGAAGCUGAAGGCCGAGGGCCUGGACGAGGAGGGCGAGAAGGAGGCCGCGCUGCGCCGCAGGUUCAACGUGAUUCUGGCCAAGUAUGGAAUGGACGGAAAGAAGGACACCCGGGGGUUGGAAAGCAAUUCCCUAAAGGACCAUGACAUCAACGAAGGGGACAUGUUUGAGGACCCCAGGCUGGACAAACUGUGGAACAAGGCCAAAAGUUCCGGAAAGUUCUCUGAGGAAGAGCUGCUGAGCCUUAAGCGGGAGUUCCAGCACCACAAGGAGAAGAUCCAGGAGUACAACAUUAUGAUGGACACGGUCAGCAGGACCGAAGAAAUCCACAAGAACGAGAUCUCCCCCUUGGAGGGCGACACCAAGGAGCACGUGCUCCACCGGAAGCACACAGAGCUGAAGGACAAGAUGAGGAACCUGAACCAGGGCUUCGAGCGGCUACGCAAGCUGAGUCACGAGGGCUUCAGUGCGGACAGUGAGUUUAGAGAACCGAGAGUCACUGAACUGUGGGAAAUGGCUCGGAGGGCCAACCUGAGCGAUGGCGAGCUGGAUUCUCUCAAGGAGGAGCUGAAGCAUUUUGAGACCAAGGUGGAGAAACACCAGCACUACCAGGAGCAGCUGGACCUGUCCCAUCAGAAGCUGAAGCAUGUGGAGUCUCUGGGGGACAAAGACCACAUCUACAGGACCAAGGAGAAGUACAACAGCCUGGCCGAGAAGACUCGGGAGAUGGGCUAUAAGAUGAAGAAACACAUGCAGGACCUGACCAGUAAGAUUUCACGCAACACGCAUCACAACGAGCUAUGAAGAACCAGUCCGUACCGGCUCUGUGCCCUGCUCCUUGCAGCUUGAGGACUUCAGAUUCAGCCCAUAUUGCCUGUAGGGUCCCGAGAUUUAAAAUAAAUAAAGCUUAUAGUCUCCCAUUAAGACGUCAAAUUUCCUACACGUUUUUAUCAGUAUUGAUCGCAUUUGUACAUUUGUAAUUGAAUUGAAAGGUAAACUUACUGCACUCUUUGAUGUAGCCAAUUAAUGUAUAUACGAUAUAACCAUUUGAAUGAAUUGCUCAGAUGAUUAAGCAUUUGCCCUUUUCAUUUGAUCAAACUGUACCUCAUUUGUAUAUUUUUUUUUUGUUGUAAAAUUUGAAUUAAGAUGGAUCUGCACAUCAUUUUCUCUUGCCCUAGAAUAAUGAAGGCAAUUUCCAUCCAGACAGCUCUCCCUGGGUUGUGCAGCAAUAACAGAAUACAGGUCACCCAGGCCCUGGAAGCGAUAGGCUUUCAUUCGUCUUCUGCAAAGGUGUAAAGUAAUCGCUAUUUUUCAUGGCACCGCAGUACUUCUUGUAGAGUUGGAUGGUUUUGCCUCAAUAAAACUGAAACUUCUAGAUCAUCAUUGUCACAAACCAAAUUAAGUCAGUUAAUCUUGUGUAUAAUUUGCACUGCUUGCAAAGCUCAAAGUUGGCAAAGGUUAUCUGUUUUAGUGACAUUAAUUUUCACUGAUUAGGGGUAGACUUGAAUGUUAAUAAAAAGUGAACAUUUUGGAAACGGUCACCUUUUUCUUGCUGCGGUACAAUAUAGCCGGUUUCAAGUUUAUAUCUUUUAAAUUGUUAGAACAUCCAGCCUUUUCAGUAAUAAAAUGUAAUAACUAUC
Messenger RNA from Conger conger (European conger), 2038 nucleotides. It is a transcript of the gene lrpap1, whose product is annotated as low density lipoprotein receptor-related protein associated protein 1. Gene Ontology annotation, cellular component: endomembrane system; cis-Golgi network; endoplasmic reticulum. Gene Ontology annotation, biological process: negative regulation of very-low-density lipoprotein particle clearance; negative regulation of receptor internalization. The record is from RefSeq and is a predicted model, not a curated record. The transcript has 8 exons. The coding region runs from base 162 to 1202 and encodes 346 amino acids. NCBI's taxonomy places the organism in Eukaryota, Metazoa, Chordata, Actinopteri, Anguilliformes, Congridae. Gene Ontology annotation, molecular function: receptor antagonist activity; very-low-density lipoprotein particle receptor binding; heparin binding.